This is a messenger RNA of Telopea speciosissima, 2025 nucleotides long. RefSeq lists its product as uncharacterized. Gene Ontology annotation, molecular function: S-adenosylmethionine-dependent methyltransferase activity. Bases 398 to 1801 code for a protein of 467 amino acids. Lineage: Eukaryota; Viridiplantae; Streptophyta; Magnoliopsida; Proteales; Proteaceae. The record is from RefSeq and is a predicted model, not a curated record. The transcript has a single exon.
GAUGAUGGUGACGAAGAUGAUUGAAGACUGGUACGAGCCAAUGGCCAGAAGGGUUCCAAGGAGGGUUUGGCUAAGCUUCCGAAAAUCUCAAGGUCUCCUCGUGGGUGGAAAUCACACAUCCUCCAGGUUUUGCACUCGCUAAGUCGCAACUCUUUCCCUUUGUUGUUCAUCUCUCUCUCUCUCUCUGUUCAUUAAAGUCUCCUCUUUUGAACAAACUUUUGAUUUUCCCCUCAUUUGCAAGGGAAAACCCAGAAAUCUCUUUCACAGACCCUAUCUCGGUCGAUCGGAUCGGGGAUUGGGAACCAGGGUUUGGGAAAUAUCUGUUUUCUUAUGCGAUUUUCAGUAACUCAAACUCAAAUCAACACUCAAAACGCUAAGACGCAGAAUAUAAUUCAAAAUGGCUACUUAUGCUUUUAGACUGCAAGUUCUUCAUGGAACCUUGGCUAGGUGGGUGCUCUUUCGUGCUUUUCUGUUCGUUUCAGCUAUAACGAUUAUCCCUCUCCUCCAACUCCGCAAUGACGAGCCCGCCAAACUCCUUGCGGUGAUCUCUGAUGACUGCGUCCCAAAUGAUGAUGAUGUUGUUGCUUCUUCCAAUCCACAUUUUCUUCCGGGCGGUCACUUUCUGAAACCAGUGUCUACUUAUGUGGUUCCUUUUAUACCCUCACCCCUUUCGGUGGUAUCCUGUAAGGAAGAUGCCAACUUCACCUUCAAUUUGUUUAAGGAGCUAAUGGAUCGCCAAUUGUUGCAUUCUGGUGCUAAAGCUCUGUGUGUGGGAGAAGGUUCGGCCUCCGCCGUCUCGGCAUUGCAACACUUGGGCUUCUCUGAUGCUCUUGCAGCCGACCGACACCCGUUUUUCUCUCUUAUGAGGAAAAGGCUCAUUUAUGGACUUAAAUUCCAGGACCACUCUUUCGAUUUUGUUUUCUCCAGAGCUCUUGAUAGGGUGUCUGUCCCUGCUCUUCUUGUGCUUGAGAUUGAACGUGUCUUGAGACCGGGCGGUAUUGGAGCUAUGCUUGUUCGUGUCAGUAGUUCUAACCCUGGUAGCUUGAUAAAGUCUGCUGCUCCUGUUUCAUCAUUCCUGAAAAGUUCCAGUGUCAUUGAUGUACGUGGUUUCAACUUCUUUACAUUGGUUGUUUUCAAGAAAAGAUUUGAGGGUGUCAAUUUCUUUGAGCUCCCGGAUGAAUGCCCAUCCAUAACAAACAACAAACAUUUCAUGGAGUACUUAGAGCCUCUUUCAGAUGUAAAACCAGUUGGAACUGGAAUUCAAGGAAAUUUUUCAUUUUUAUCCCAAUUCAUGGAUAUCUCUUCUAGGAAGCGGUUGAUUUACAUAGAUGUAGGUGCAGAGGAUUACAAAAAUUGCAGCACGAAGAAUUGUUCCCUCCCCUUCUACCCUGCACAGUCCCGAGCCUUUGAUGUUUAUAUUGUUCAUCAUGACACGUCUUUGCUGGCUAGCUAUGUUAAAAAGCCUCGUAUCACUUUUGUUUAUCACCCAGGUCUAGCUGGGAACAUGGUUACUCCCAAUCCUAUUGGACAGUUAAGUUCAUUCUUGGAUGAAGAGUUUGAUUUUCUUGUUUGGUUUAAAGAAACAGUAUCAGCUGGAGAUUUUGUGGUGCUGAAGAUGAAUGCAAAAGGUGUAGAAUUGAAGCUGCUUUUUGAACUGUUGAAAGACGGAGCCAUAUGCCUUGUUGAUGAGCUCUUUCUUCAUUGCUCAGACAUCAUACGUGACCAAGCUGACACACAUGGAGACUGUAUGGAUCUCAUCAGGGCUCUCCGAAGUAGUGGUGUCUUUGUCCAUCAAUGGUAGUUGUGUUGAACUUCCAUGAGAAGUUUUCUGAAUUUUACAGUAUGAAUCAUUAUCAGACAUUCUUCUGUUUAAUUUCCUUUAAACUUGUUUCAGUUUCAAUAAUCUUUGUUUAAGUCCUGUUGAAGUUCCUUCUUUGGGCGGCACAGGGAUUAUCUACUGUACUCUGAUUUGUUAUCAUGCAACUAUUUAAUGGUUUAAUAAUCCUUUAUAUAUCUCGUUUGUUU